Molecule: messenger RNA, 2354 nt
Organism: Klebsormidium nitens
Lineage: Eukaryota; Viridiplantae; Streptophyta; Klebsormidiophyceae; Klebsormidiales; Klebsormidiaceae
Source: the annotation of a GenBank genome assembly
GAAGACUGGCUGCCAGUGCCGUUGAAAUGUCGUCUUGUCAGCUGGUGAGGAGGAGCUUUUUGGGGUCGCUUGCGGUUCCUGCAGCACGCAGCAAAGAAGCCUCCUGUGCGGGAAGGGUUGGCAGAAUCAAUCUGUGCAGACCUGUUUACACGGCUGCUGCCAGCUCUAGUUUUGUGAGCUCGUUCCGGAAGCAAUUGGUGGGGAACCAGAAAGGAAGCUUUCUGUUGUCUAUCGGUUCCUGGAGAACGACUGUUAAGCCACUUGAGCAAUUGCAGUUUCAAAGGAGAAGCGCGAUGGCGUCUGCUAAGAAGGAUGAGGUCAAGGUGUAUCCUUUCUACCUUGCCAACAAGCCUGUCACUCCAAACCAAGCUAUUGAGGUUCUAAACAAGUACACCCAAGAAGUAGGAGCUAAGGUUGCUCGGGCCACGCCAGAGGACAUUGACAAAGCGAUUGGACAUGCAGUAGAAGCUACCGAGGCAAUGGCAGAACUGCCAGCCUUCACGCGCCAGGCGAUCCUUGAGAAGGUUGUGACUGAGGUGACAGGCAGAAAGGAGGAGUUUGCCCGCGCCCUGUGUAUGGAAGCUGGCAAGGCCAUUGUGGAUGCCAGGGGCGAGGUGCAGCGCCUCAUCGACACAUUCAAGAUUGCAGCAGGAGAGGCGGUGCGCCUGUCUGGAGAGUACCUGCCUGUGGACUACGGCCCAAGGGGCAAGGGGUUCCAGUCCAUUGUUCGGCGCUUCCCGAUCGGGCCUGUCUCCAUGGUCUCGCCCUGGAACUUCCCUCUCAACCUAGUUGCACACAAGGUCGCACCCGCCAUUGCCGCGGGAUGCCCCUUCGUCCUGAAGCCCGCCAGCCGCACCCCAAUCGGCGCGCUACUGCUCGGGGAGAUUCUGUCCAAGAUCGAGGAGCUGCCACCUGGCGCGUUCUCCAUCCUGCCCUGCGAGCGCGAUGGGGCCGACCUGUUCACGACCGACGACCGGCUGAAGCUGCUGACGUUCACGGGGAGCGCCUCGGUGGGGUGGCGCAUGAAGGAUCGCGCUGGCAAGAAGAAGGUGGUAUUGGAGCUCGGCGGCAAUGCUGCGUGCAUCGUGGAGGACCUCGUCCCCGACCUGGACGGCACCGUCGCGCGGCUGUGGUUUGCGGGCUUCUACCAGAGCGGGCAGAGCUGCAUCAGCCUGCAGCGGCUGUACGUGCACGAGAAGCACUACGAGGACGUGAAGGCCAAGCUGGUGGAGGAGACCAAGAAGCUGAAGAAGGGGGAUCCCCUUGACGAGGAUACCAAGAUCGGGCCCAUCAUCUCGGAGAAGGAAGCCAUUCGCAUGGAGGAGUGGGUCGAGAAAGCGGUUAAGGCGGGCGGCAAGGUCCUGGUGGGCGGCAAGCGCGACGGGGUGCUCUUCGACGCGACGAUCUUGGAGGACGUUCCCUUCAAGUGCGAGGUGGUGUCCGAGGAGAUUUUCGGGCCCAUCCUAGUUAUCAGCAAGUACUCCGACUUCAAGGACGCGAUCAAGCAGGCGAACGAGUCGCGGUACGGCCUGCAGGCGGGCGUGUUCACCAACGACCUCAACAAGGCCUUCUAUGCGUACGAGAAGCUGCAGGUUGGAGGCGUUCUUAUCAACGACGGCCCUUCUACGCGCUUUGAUAAUCAGCCUUAUGGAGGCCUGAAAGAUUCGGGUAUUGAGAGGGAAGGAGUGAAGUACGCAAUUGAGCACAUGACCGAGCCGAAGAUCAUGCUCAUGCGGAACCUUGGAAAGCUCUAGACUUUUCAAUCGUGUACAAUAGCUGGUCCUUCAAGAAAACAAGCGUGUAGCUUAAGUUUUGAUAAAAGCGAGAAACACAACUAUACACAGUUUAUUGCAUUCCCGUCAUUUUCUUACCAGGAUUGUGCAAGAUGGUCUCUUUUCGUUACGCCGUAGCCAGUGCGGCCAUAGGCUUCUCUUGGCAUACAAUUGUUUGAGUUUGAAGGUGUCUGCUUAUGACAAGAACAACUACCUACCAGCUAUUUCCACACACCGUACCGACGCUACAACUCCAGAUGUAUGCAGACCACUCAAUAAAACGCUUAGGCUUCUUCAGAGGGCUUCAAAACAUCUGAUCAACAAGUGCUUGUCACCGACUCUAGGUUGUAAGGCCCUGGAUGUUGGUAGCAACGGACAGUGGGGUAGGAAGCAUCUGGUAGGCGUUGAAGGAUGAUGGCUCGUGCGUCAUCUUGAUGGCAGUCUAGGUUGGAAUGCAAGGCGCCGGGCCGUUAAAAGAUGCCACCCGAUGAAGAUCUUAACCAUAUCGAAGAUAGCAUGAAUGCGGCUAAGCUCGCAACAUUGGUGGAGUGACCCUUGUGUUGGUACCAUUUGCUUGCGGAU